Penicillium longicatenatum is the source of this 1545-nucleotide messenger RNA. RefSeq names its product putative sugar transporter. Gene Ontology annotation, biological process: transmembrane transport. The coding region runs from base 1 to 1545 and encodes 514 amino acids. Gene Ontology annotation, cellular component: membrane. The transcript has a single exon. The record is from RefSeq and is a predicted model, not a curated record. Gene Ontology annotation, molecular function: transmembrane transporter activity. NCBI's taxonomy places the organism in Eukaryota, Fungi, Ascomycota, Eurotiomycetes, Eurotiales, Aspergillaceae.
AUGUCCGAUCAUACCAAAUCACCAGGUCCUGAGCCCACAGCGACUGGAUCUCCGCCAUUAUCAUCAUCAACAGCCAUACCUCCCAUUGAUGACAAAACCGUCUACAAUGCCAAAGCCGAGGUCCUCAACCGUGCAAUCCAAGAAAUUGGCAUGGGCCGCUACCAAUGGCAACUAUUCAUCGUGAUUGGCUUUGGCUGGGCAAGCGAUAAUCUCUGGCCGAUCGUGACAUCUCUCAUUCUCGCGCCAGUUGCAUACGAAUUCCAAAUCAGCAAGGAAGCCCUCUUAACACUCGCCCAAAAUAUCGGGCUCCUCGUCGGCGCCGUAUUUUGGGGUUUCGGAUGCGAUAUCUUCGGUCGGACAUGGGCGUUCAACCUCACCAUCGGGGUGACUGCCGUAUUCGCCUUGGUCGCAGCGGGGUCACCCAACUUUGCCGCAGUGUGCACCUUUGCCGCAUUGUGGUCCGUUGGUGUAGGUGGGAAUUUGCCCGUGGACUCUGCCAUUUUCUUGGAAUUUUUGCCUGGGUCGCAUCAGUAUUUAUUGACGGUUUUGUCGAUUGAUUGGGCUUUUGCGCAGGUUUUGGCGACUCUUGUUGCGUGGCCGCUUUUAGGGGAUCUGACCUGUUCUCAGGCCGAGGGGUGCACUAAGGCGAAGAAUAUGGGAUGGAGGUAUUUUAUGAUUGCCAUGGGUGGGUUGGCGAUGAUCAUGUUUGUCGGUCGCUUUGUCUUUUUCACUAUGUAUGAGUCGCCGAAGUACUUGAUGGGGAAGGGACGCCAUGGAGAUGCGGUGGAUGUCAUUCAUGAGGUGGCGCGACGAAAUGGGAGAACCUCGUCUCUGAAUCGCGAGGAUUUGGAUGCGUUGGACCGGGAACAAGAGCAGUCACAAGAUUUCCGUGCCACGAGCCUGGUUCGUCAGCGACUGGAGAAGCUCAACUUCGAGCACGUUCACGCGUUAUUCGAUACCCCCAAGCGAGCUUAUUCAACGGCAUUGAUUAUUCUUGUCUGGGCACUUAUCGGUCUGGGAUACCCUCUCUAUAACGCUUUUCUUCCCUAUAUCACCGCCCGUCGCGGUGUAGCGUAUGGCGAUGGAUCAACAUACGUCACCUACCGCAACUCAUUGAUUAUCGCUGUGAUGGGCAUUCCCGGCUGUCUGUUUGGUGCCUUUCUCGUUGAAAUACCACGAUUUGGACGAAAGGGCGCUCUUUCAGUCUCGACUGCAUUAACAGGCGUCUUUCUCCUGGCAUCGACCACGGCAUCGACAUCUGAUGCCCUUCUCGGAUGGAACUGUGCAUUCAGCUUCAUGAGCAGCCUAAUGUAUGCCGUGCUUUACGCGUAUACACCGGAGAUCUUCCUCACAAAGGACCGCGGUACUGGCAAUGCAUUGACCGCGUCUGCGAACCGUGUCUUCGGUAUCAUGUCGCCCAUCAUCGCCAUGUUUGCCAACCUGGAGACUGCCGUCCCGGUAUAUGUCAGUGGAGCCCUCUUUCUCACAGCCGGGGUUUUGGUUGUGUUGAUGCCAUAUGAGUCCCAAGGGAAAGCAAGUCUGUGA